AUGGCAACUCCAAUUGCAGCAGCAGCUCAGAGCUCUAAAGUGCCUUCCCUGGCUCAGCAGGCGGAACAAAAAGUGUUUGAAGAACUCGCCCAGCAAGUCCAGUAUGAGGGUGAGAAAUCUGUCUUCGCUGUUGGCGGCUCGAUCCCACUCACCUCAUUUGAUAAACACCUUAUCUGCGAGUCUGACGAUACCGAAUCGGAUGGGGACAACGAGCCUAGCGAGCAACCUUUAAGCGAGUCCAGCAUGGAGACCCCCCCCUCUCAUGAUGGCCUCGUCGACUACGACGAUUCCAGCGAGAGUGAUCUAGAGCACCUAACACCGCCACCGCCGGGGGAAAGUGUUGAAGUGCACAAAAUGCGUUGCGACCCGAUCACCAUCAGAUGGGACUCCACUGAAGCUGUUGGUGGCUCACAUAAAGUGACCUUGCCAUGUACCGAGAGCCAGAGACCCUCCUUCGAGCAGCUGCUCAAGGACUGCCAGCCAGCGAGCUUUGGGCGUGCAGGGAAGGAUGUCAUGGACGAGACAUAUCGUAAAGCUGGGAAGCUGGACGAAUCCGACUUUUGCACAAACUUCAACCCCUACUCCCUGGGCAUUGUUGCCACAGCCGCACAGGCUCUUGCUCCAAAUAACUGGAGACAAACCAACGAGAAUCAUGGUGUCAGGGCGGAGCUAUACAAGCUGAAUGUGUAUGCCGCGCCGUCGGGCAAGUUCAAAGCGCACGUCGACACCCCACGCUCGAAGCACCAGAUCGGGUCGCUAGUUGUCUGUCUUCCGAGCGUCCACGAAGGCGGGCAGCUGGUGCUCCGCCACCAGGGUCGGGAGGAGGUCUUCGACUGGUCUGGCGAAAAAGGCAACAAUGCGAUUCAAUGGGCAGCCUUCUAUUCCGACUGCGAGCACGAAGUUCUCGAGGUCACCGCAGGUGAACGUGUGACGCUGACAUACAACCUGUAUGUCACCUGCUCGGCGAACACGGCUUUGAUCGAUCCUGAACAGGUCGGGCUCUACCACACUUUGAAGACGCUACUCGAGCAGCCAAGCUUCUGCAAGAACGGAGACACGAUCGCCGCCCUCCCCGCAACUCUCAAGGGAGUCGACAAAGUCGUCUACACAUGCCUCGCAGCGACCAAACUCCCCGUCCGUCUCCGCCACUCGCUCGCAAUCUACAAGAGCGAGCGCCCUUGGUACUACAUGAACCUCCUAGACAUGUACGGGAAAAAGGACACGGACAGAUUCGACGAUCUGAAGCAGUUUUACCGGCGCGAAGACACAGAAGGGCGCGGUGGAAGGGUGUUCACCAAUUGGCAGCCGCUCCACAAGAAUCAGAAUGUCGCCCUCGACGUUCUAUCGGAAGGGCUUGAGCCAUGGAAGACGACCGACUCCUGCAUGUCCGAAGGGCUCGAGUCCACGUACAUCCUCAAGGAUUGGGCCCGCGACUUUAGUGUCAGGCAGGUCAAGUGGUUGAACAAGCCGGGCCAUCGGGAGAUGGCAUUGGUUCACGGUGCGUACGGCAACGAACCUACCGUUGGAACCAAGUACUCCAGGAUGGUCAUCACCAUGGACAUUCCGCCAUUCCAAGAUCGCUAG
This is a messenger RNA of Fonsecaea nubica, 1584 nucleotides long. RefSeq lists its product as hypothetical. The transcript is spliced from 4 exons. NCBI's taxonomy places the organism in Eukaryota, Fungi, Ascomycota, Eurotiomycetes, Chaetothyriales, Herpotrichiellaceae. Bases 1 to 1584 code for a protein of 527 amino acids. The record is from RefSeq and is a predicted model, not a curated record.